CGCUACAAUCACCUGCUCAGUUGCGUGUGGGGGGGGCAUUGUUUGACAAGUUGAUUUAAUAUUCAACCGCCCGUUCUUAGCCCGUUCGAACGGUUUGUUAUUAUUACAUUGACAAUCAAAUAUACGUCGAAUCUCACCAAAUGAUCUGUAUUAAAGCUGGCCAGUGUGUAAAAGUUUUGUGAAAAGAUAGAACGGGCCCAAGUAAGCAAAAUUCGAGGCACGUAGCGUGUGAUCAAGUAUUUUCGGGCGUCGUUUUAAGAUCCGAAUUACUGGGUGUGUCGCUACGAUGGAAACCUUUGGCGUGUACCUGUUAUUCGCAUUGCUACAGCUGGUGGCAGCCCAGCGUACGCCGACCAUCAGUUAUAUAUCUCAGGAACAAAUAAGAGACAUCGGAGGUACAGUAGAUCUGCAAUGUUCGGUGCAAUAUGCUCAAGACUUUCCAGUUCUUUGGGUGAAAGCAACCAAAGAUCAGUUGCCCAUUUCUACUGGGACAACGCUGAUCAUCCGUGACAGUCGGUUCUCCUUGCGAUAUGAUACUGCAUCUUCAACAUAUACGUUGCAGAUUAAGGAUAUACAGGAAACUGACGCAGCCACAUACCAAUGUCAAGUAAUCAUCUCACUCAGUAACAAGAUCUCUGCAGAAGUCGAUCUGCAAGUACGUAGGCAGCCGGUUAUUAGUGAUAAUUCAACACGAUCUCUGGUCACAAGCGAAGGACAGAGUGUACAGCUGCAGUGCUAUGCUUCGGGGCAUCCUUAUCCAAGAAUUUCUUGGCGCAGGGAAAAUAACGCUCUAUUACCUACCGGGGGUUCAAUUUAUCGCGGCAACACUCUUAAAAUCUCAGCAAUUCGAAAAGAAGACCGUGGCACAUAUUAUUGUGUGGCAGAAAAUGGAGUGGGAAAAGGAGCGAGACGUAACAUUGCUGUGGAAGUAGAAUUCGCACCAGUUAUAACUGCUCCACGUCCACGUUUGGGUCAAGCUUUGCAAUACGACAUGGAUUUGGAAUGUCACGUUGAAGCUUAUCCUCCACCUGCAAUUACCUGGAUGAAAGACGAGGUCACGCUGUCAAACAAUCAGCACUACAGUAUCUCUCAUUUCGCUACCGCUGAUGAAUUUACUGACACAACAAUCAGGGUCAUCACCAUUGAAAAGCGGCAAUAUGGCCAAUACGUAUGCAAAGCUGCGAAUAAGCUGGGAACAUCUGAAACCCAAGUCGAGCUCUUCGAAACUAUUAUUCCUGUCUGUCCACCGGCUUGUGGUCAGGCACAUUAUGGAGCUACUGUGACGCCACUCUCAUCAGGACCAUUGGUGGCCUUUGCCAUUCUUGUAGCAGCUAUUUUCCGAAAUUUCCAUACCAAACAUUAACUAUCCAGGACUACGUUGGGCCGCAGCACCGCGAUGCAUCCUAUCCAAAUGGUUGAUGGCCUUUAUGAGCCUUGUAAUUUGUACCAGUUUAUGGUCGUUCGAUUGAUUAUUGUGCAUAAUUGUGAAAACGAUUUUAUACGAUUAUUUUUUUUACAGCUAUUUACACCAUAAGUUUUUUUCUUCUGUUUUUUAUAACAAGUGAAUUUUCAUUCCAUUUUUCCUUGGUAACUAGUACCUGGUAAUUAAGCGAAACUUUUUACACUCCGUAGAUAAUCAUUCCACGUAUAGAAAAGUCAAAAAAGUAGUAUCUAGAUUUCUAAGGUUGUAGCAAUUUUUCAAGCAUAUCUUAGCAUCAUCAGUCAAACUGAAUUGUUGCGUUCGACAAUAGAAAUGACAAAUUUUCGUGUUCUAAUGUUACCUAAUAUUAUUAUGUUAUUAAUUUCUGUGGACCCUAACAGAGGCCACGUCAUCGAAUCUCGAGGUUGAAUCUAUCGUGUAAAGUGAUUAACCAGGCAGCAAAAAAUCGGAAGUACCUAUGUCGCGGUAUUUUAUUAUAUUUACAUAUCGCCUGCGAUAUGUAUUUUAUUUGCGUCCAUUUUUCUUCGUUACUUUUAUUAUAGAGUAAACGUUAUGCUAAAUCUAACAUUUAUACAAAUUAGCAAUAGAAGUGAAAAUGAAAUAAACAAGUUAAUACACAUUUGAGUACCAAGUAAUCAAGGUACUCCAGACAUACGUUACAAGUAUUGUCACAUAUUUAAUCUCAUUAACAGAGUACUGGUUAGUUGGGUUGAACCUGUUUAUUGGGAUUCCAACGUACUCGCAAUUAUAAUAAUAUGUAACGAUAAUAUUCACUAGUACUUAGGUGUUUUUAUAUAACAUUUUUACAAAUUAGUAACGUACAACGCAAUAACAUCAAAUUUAAUAAUUAAUCGUGAUGAAUGUAGAAUAACGAACGACUUUUUUACAAUAUGUACAAUAUUUUACACUUGUAAACUUUUUACCGCGUAUUCCGUAAGAACUAAGAUAAAUUAUCUUAAAUUAUGCAUUUUGUUAUUUCGACCAUAUAUACUGAAUACGGAAAAACUUGUUAUGACCCAAUUAAACAACAUUUUUGAAACA
This is a messenger RNA of Neodiprion fabricii, 2482 nucleotides long. RefSeq names its product lachesin (gene Lac). The transcript has 6 exons. Gene Ontology annotation, cellular component: neuron projection. The record is from RefSeq and is a predicted model, not a curated record. Lineage: Eukaryota; Metazoa; Arthropoda; Insecta; Hymenoptera; Diprionidae. Bases 287 to 1363 code for a protein of 358 amino acids.